GCAUGCAAGGGGCAGAACUUUCACUAUUUCAGAAGUGAAGUGUCUAGCUACAUUUCUCAGCUCAAGUCUCCUCUCUUGACCGUCCCUGGACGUGACGCUCUCCUGCAUUUUGAAGACCGCAAUCUGCAAUGUGCCUCUUGUCUUGGAUGAUGUGCCAAUCUAUGCUUGGGCUUUAACGCGCCGAGGGCCUUGAUACAGUAGUGCAGAUUGUGAUAGCUAGUAAUGACCCAGGUUGUGGACUUGGAAGAUUAGAUUCACGAGAGACUCUGGAUUCAGGAGUUUUUAAGGACGUGGUUGUAAGCUGUUUUAGUUUUCUGGAAGUUGUAGCCACGUCUGCAAGCUGCUAAGAUUUUGAUGCAGAUGUUGCCAUCGUAGUGCUGGCGGGCUGUUGCUUAGGGGGUAAGCCAACCCACGAAUGCCACCUGGGGGAGGGAAGCCGAUGGCAAAGCACGCGCCAAUAAUAGGAAGCUUGCUCAACAAUCGAAGGCCACUGCUCCUGGGGUUCUGUUUCCUGCUCGGCUUUUUGCUGGGGGUGUUUGACACGCGCCGCUUCGAGGCCUCUUUUCCGGACGCCGUCUCCCACAGCUUCCCGGGGCAGGCCCUUGAGGAUGAGCAGCGCGGCCUGGUGGGUGCGGGGGCCAGCCGCAUCCUGGUGCAACAGCAGCUGCCGGCGCAGCCACGCCUCGAGGCGCCCGUCCAGCUGCUGAUUGUCACACCCACGUACAAUCGGCCCUUCCAGGCGAUGUACUUGACGCGGCUGGCGCACACGCUGCGCCUGGUGCGGCCGCCGGUGCUGUGGAUCGUGGUAGAGACGGGGUGGCAGAGCGAGGAGAGCGUGGCGCUGCUGAUGCGCACGGGGCUGAUGUACCGCCACCUGGUGGUGCAGCAAUUCAGCCCGCAGCACAAGGACCGCGGCGUGCACCAGCGCAACCACGCGCUCGACCACAUCCAGCAGCACGCGCUGCAGGGCAUCGUCUACUUUGCGGACGACGACAACAACUACAGCGUCGAGCUCUUUGAGGAGAUCCGCAAGGUCAAGCGCUUUGGCGUCCUGCCGGUGGCCAUGCUCGUGGAAGGCGCCGAGAAGACGACGAUCGAGGGGCCUGUGUGCGCCGGGGGGCGGGUCAUCGGGUGGCACACCAGCGAAGAGAGCGCGGCGCAGCGGCGCUUCCACUCGGACCUGUGCGGCUUUGCGUUCAAUUCGUCGCUGAUGUGGGAGCCAGGGGGUGAGGGACGGCGGAGGAACGCGCCGGUUCGGUUCCGGGAUAACAUCAAGGAGGGGUUCCAGGAGACGACGUUUAUCGAGCAGCUGGUGGGCAGUGAGGCGGAGAUGGAGGGGCUGGCGGACGACUGCCGGGAGGUGCUGGUGUGGCACUUGCGCGCAGAGGCGGCGCGGGACAGCGUGUAUCCGACCUCCUGGAUGCUGCGCGCCAGCAUGAACAUCACCACGCCCGCAAGGACGCCUGAGUCAAUACGCGAACCUUAGGUUGGGUCCAUUGACACCAUACUAACUCAUCCGCACGAGUCUGAAACCAGCUUGCUGCACGCUGCAAUUGUGAGGACCGUGCGUUGUGCUGAUGUGGCGCAUAACGAUUCGGACAAAUGUUUUGAAACUGCUUAUGUGAGCGCUUGUCAAGUUGUCCAACAGAUGAUCGGCAGGCUUGGGUCUGAUGUUUCAAUCUAAUUCGUAUCCUCGGGUGUAGAGAUCCGGAU
Molecule: messenger RNA, 1713 nt
Organism: Klebsormidium nitens
Lineage: Eukaryota; Viridiplantae; Streptophyta; Klebsormidiophyceae; Klebsormidiales; Klebsormidiaceae
Source: the annotation of a GenBank genome assembly